This is a messenger RNA of Orbicella faveolata, 1370 nucleotides long. RefSeq lists its product as uncharacterized. NCBI's taxonomy places the organism in Eukaryota, Metazoa, Cnidaria, Anthozoa, Scleractinia, Merulinidae. Gene Ontology annotation, molecular function: cysteine-type peptidase activity. Gene Ontology annotation, biological process: proteolysis. The record is from RefSeq and is a predicted model, not a curated record.
UCAGCCGAUAUGCCUGGCCGAUAUGCAUGUGACACACCUCGUGACUGUCAGGAGCUUUCAUUUGUGACUGUCUGCAUAUUUCGAAUUUCCGUGUAAGCAGCGCCUGCAUUAAUUCGAGUGGACUGUUAGCAGAAUGGAUCGUCUGGUGGGUUAUCUGUUGCUGGGGUUUGUUUGCACCGCUUUGGGGAAGCAUGGAGAGUUACAAGUUUCAUCUGCGGAGAUGGUAAACACGAUCAACACUUUAAAUGUGGGGUGGGAGGCUACUGUUUACAGGCAGUUUGCAGGUAUGGACUGGGCAGACGUCAAACAUAUGCUUGGCAGUUAUGGUGCAUGGCCCAAAGACUCUCCUCCAAAGGUUCUUAAAAAAGAUGUAGCCAGUGACAUUCCAGACAGCUUUGAUGCACGCCAAAAGUGGCCUGGGUCCAUUCAUGAUAUAAGAGAUCAGGGAGAUUGUGGAAGUUGCUGGGCAUUUGGAGCUUCAGAAGCAUUGUCUGACAGAUUUGCUAUUGUCAGUAACAAUGUAAUUGAUGUGGUGUUGUCGGCACAGCAGCUUGUUGACUGUGAUACAAGAAAUGACGGUUGUGAAGGUGGCUGGCCGUUAUUGGCAUGGGAUUACAUGAAGGAAGUUGGCCUUUUGACUGUGGAUUGUUAUGGUCCAUAUACAGCAAAAGAUGGAGUAUGCAAAUUUAAUGGCACAGUGACAUCUCAGUGCCCUAGUGGUUCUGGAGUGCCAAGGGCUUACCACACAAAAAAUGCAUAUGCUGUGGCCCCAACUGUGGAAGCUAUUCAGACUGAAAUCAUGACAAAUGGACCUGUUGAAGCGGAUUUCACGGUGUAUCAAGACUUUUUUAAUUAUCAGGGUGGUGUGUAUUCACACACAACUGGUGGUGCAGUUGGCGGUCAUGCCAUUAAGAUGCUGGGGUUUGUUUCUUUGGACAAUUAUUUUAUUUGUGCCAAUUCGUGGGGACCUAAGUGGGGAAUGGAUGGGUUUUUCCUGAUUCGCCGUGGUACUGAUGAGUGUGGUAUUGAAAGUGGUGUGACUGCUGGUAUCCCAGCUAUGUGAAAGCUGGCAAACAGAAUUGCUGGCCGUUACUGACUGUGCAGUAGAAUUCCAGGAAUACAAAACAGAAGCUUAAUAGUUUCAAUUAGAAGCUAGUAAAGUAUAAUGUCAUAAUUUAAAACGUUUUUAUAUAUCUAUAUAGUUUUAUAGUAGCGAAAUGCAGUAGAAUGCAUCUAAGACAGAAGCCAUUUAUGUUGUUAUCGUUUUUAUUUUUACAUUUUUAGAAAUUUCUGUAUUUUUUAAGUAAUAAGACAAUUGACUUGUAAGUAGGUAUGCACUGCAAAUAAAAGAAAUCUUGAAUGUUACAGUA